AAUGGGGCCGGGGAGAGGGUGCUGUGGUUAGAAAAAGGGGGUGUGUCGCCCACAGGAAUGUGUUCCAUUCAAAACGAUUAAGGGAACGGGAUUGAGCGGGUGGCCAGGUGGGCAUAAUAUCAAGUUAGUUUUGUUAAAGAAAGGUAGGAUUGCAUUCAACCUUAAGUGUUGAUACAGGUUGUACGUGCCGUAAGACUGCAUGCACAGUGAUAGGACACCCGCUUUAUUGCUUCUAUCAUGCAAGGCCAGCAAUCGCCGAUACGAGUUACCUGCCCUUCGGUUUGCUCGCCUGAGAGGAUAGAGGGCUUGGCCUUGCUGGUGAGAUCGAAGCUGGCACAAGGUUUCAGAUAAACCACGGAUGUGUAUAGGUGGACGGCUGUCUGUCUGCCUCGACCAACGCUUAGCCUCUUGCGAAGGUUCUCCGCUGUUAGUCUCGGCGAGCCAUUAACAAUGAAUGUGAAUAAACCGGAAGCUUUGUAUACACCUGCCUCGUUUUAGUAGUUAACUAGAAAAAAAAAUAGUCUGCCAGCAGUCCAGUAAUACAAGUUCGUGGAUAAACGCCAUUCCGUAUCCACUAAGUUUCCCUGCGACGAGUAAAGGAUACAAAGAAGACAAAGUCUUUACUAGGGAUACUAGACAGGAAGUGAGGAGUCAAGAACAAGGAUAAGUGACCAAAAGUACACGAAAUCUGGUUAAAGAUGAUAGAUAAAAUGACCUUUUGGUGAAGUUUUAGAAACCACAAUUUUCUCGGGCCCACCCGUUUGCCCACACCUCGUACGUGCAGGGAGAAGCUCGUGCAACCACAAUGUCGUUGGUGUCAGCUCCUCCGCUACCCCGCGCGCCAGGGGAACUGCGGCAGAGGCUGGAGAAACUGGCUCGGCGCUACGACAUGGAGACGAUGAAGGUGUUCAUGGUGGUGGAGGCGCUGGGCGAGGACUCUGUCCACGCUGUCUACAGCGCGAGUUGCAGGAGCAAGUGGCAGAGCUUCCUGUCUCGCCAAGAAGCCUGUAGACUGGACCUGAGCAGACAUGACAGGACCAGGGAGCGCUACCAGCAGUUUCUCAACAAGGUUGGAAGGGAGGAUCAAAGCAGGGCGUGGUUCCAUGCCAUGAUGUGCACGCUCAAAGAACGAGGAGCGGUGGACAUAUUCGGCUACGUUAGUCGCAACCAUUCUGAUUGCAAGCACGGCCACAUCUAUACCAGCGUCACUAAUCAUCACGAGCACCGGCACCAGAACCAUCACCACCACCACAACCAUCAUCAUCAGCAGCAGCAGCAGCAGCUAAACAACGCGGGGACGCCAAGGGUGUCCAGCCUGGAAGUAAAAGACAUCCGGGAAGGCUCCGCCUUCUGCCUGCACCUGACCCAUCUGUUCGAGACGAAGCUUGGCGAAUGGUUUGACUCGUUUCAGGCCGUGGCGGUGCAGUUGACGGCGCACGUUAAGGUGUCGGGGCUGGUGCGCGUGCUGGGCGGACAGGUGGACGCGCUGUGCACUCGCCACGGUCGCCUACACGCGCUGGUUGUCAAGGUGACGGCGCAGGAUACUCCGCGACCCCUGGACGUGGCCGAGCUGUGCCUGACCAAGGUCUUGGUCAUCCAGAACGGCCUGGCCCUGCCCGAGGAGGUGGGGCUGGCACUGCUGAUGCUGCACCUGCACGCCGCACGGCCUGUACUGCGCCUGUGGCUCGUCACCCCAUCCCCCGAGAUGGAGACGUCCAUCCGCCUCGCUGACGUCGACGACAUGAUCGACGCCGGCAGGCUCAGCCAGCACCAUGAGCUGUGGCCUGCCAAUGCUACCACCAACUACUCCGACGAGCUGACGGCGGUUGACGACCUUCACGUUGCCUAGUGUUACGCUGCCCUGAAAAUUGUGUUGACCGACAACCGUGCCCACGGACAUACAUUCACGUGGUCGUUACCUUUGACCUUUCUUUGCCUAACAGCAGGCACGAUGAUGUUGGGAGGGUCACAUUCUUUCUCUCUUUUUUUUUGUGGGGAAGGGGGACAUCGUCCUUUGAGUGCGCAGUCUGAACAGAACUCACUCUCCAACACUGGUAAUCUCAUGCUGGCUGAAAUGAUGGUACGCAUAAUCCUCAUUUUUUUCUUCCAGAUCUUCCGCACGACUUAACUGACAAGAUUAGAGGAAAUCCAAGAGUUAAAAUGAAAUAAACAAAAAACAAAGAAAAAACA
Messenger RNA from Pomacea canaliculata, 2190 nucleotides. RefSeq lists its product as uncharacterized. Bases 806 to 1849 code for a protein of 347 amino acids. Lineage: Eukaryota; Metazoa; Mollusca; Gastropoda; Architaenioglossa; Ampullariidae. The transcript has 3 exons. The record is from RefSeq and is a predicted model, not a curated record.